GGGGAGUGUAAAGGAAGACGCCUAUCUGCUGCGCUGGGCGGAAUUUGGACAAAGCCGACCUUAUUCUGCCUAAAAUAUAGGACAGAGAAAGCUGCGGAAAGCCGAGGUUUUAGCAGACGGGCGGAGCUCUCCUCUCGUGUGAAUGUUGGAGAGCGUGCGCUGAAACAGCAGAGAGUGCCGGCGCCGUAGAAAAUCCCUUUGUUUGGGGAAUGGAAUCAGAGAACCGCUAAAUACAGAGAAAGUCAGGCUGCCGUUCUGGCUCGCGGGUCAGACACGGACCGUCAGAGCCCAGCGGGCGCAUCCCAGCACUGGACAUGUGCUUCAGCGGCCGGCCCUCGCCAAGCCCUUCGCCCAGCACGGGGGGCAACAGCUCAGGGUCCCAGUACGCCUUGUGCGCCCUGGGCGUGGGGCUUAUUGCCCUGGGCGUGGUCAUGAUCGCGUGGAGCAUGGUGCCCUCUGAAGCCACGCGGAACAGCAGCCGGCCAGGAGGGGGCAGUCUGGAGGCCAAGGGCCGCACCUCGUCGGUAGCCUUCAUCCUGGCGGGCGGCGGCGUGGGCAUGCUCAUGCUGUCCUUCUGCCUGGGCGUGCGCAACAAGCAGCACCGGCAACAGUGGGAGGGCCAGACCCCGGAGCCGCAGUUCCAGGAUCACAUCAGUGCUGUGGAGCAGGGCAACAGCGCCACCGCGGCAAGGGAGCUGGCUGCCAGCUAUGACGUGCCGAGCUAUGAAGAGGCAGUGGGCAGCGGCCAGUACCCAGUGCGGCAGAGCAACCUGCGUCACAGCGCCUCCCAGCUACCAUCCUAUGAUGACCUGGUGGACUCCCGGGAGGACUGGGGCCCCGAGGACAAUUCCAGCGACGGUCACGGUCCUUUGCCGGAUUCGGCUCCUCCCAGCCAGGUGGGACGGCAGCACAGCCGGACCGGACGCAAGCUCCUCCCCCUCAAGGUCCGCCGGAUCAAGUCUGAAAAGCUGCAUCUGGAACACCCUCCCCUGCAGGCUGGUCCUCUGACCAUCGAACCGCUCACCCCCCCUCCGCAGUACGAGGAAAAGCUCCCCGAGCUCUGAAGGACUCAAGUGCUCGAUCACCUGGGUGGCAUCUCUCAUCAAUGCCAGGCCCCGCCUAUUUUACCCAACAUGGCCCCGCCCCCUUUACCUCUGCUUGCAAGCACCUGCCUCCUCCACCUGCCACCUUCAUUCUCGGGGCUGAGCUCAGGUGUUGAAUGUGACGUACUAGUUCACCGCGGCAGGACGCACCUUUCCGUCACCUCCUCUCCUGCGAGAAGAUGACUGGACUCCACGGUGUGCUUCUUACUUCCCCUGUGAAAUUCAGUCUUUCCCACUGAAGAUGUAGUGGACCGUGUGUAAUGUUCUGGAUGUAGUGUACAGAAUGUUAGAGGAAACAGAGUGGCAUAUUUAUUCUCAGCCUAAAGGGGAUGGUGCUGCUCUGCUCGGCCUUGUAGUAGCACCACCACCCCCUACCCCCCAUGCAAACUAAAGUUUGAAUAUUGAGUGUUUUACUUUGAAGAGCGUAAUGGAGGAUAAUGUGACAGAAACACGGGGGAUUCGUCGGAAUCAUUUUACUCGUCGUACAGUAUGAAAUACAUUUAUGGAUGCACUUAAAUGGGUACUUUCAUUUAAGAAAUCACCGUAUUCUCGUCCUGAGAGAAAAUAAGGUGUGUGUGUGUGUGUGUGUGUGUGUGUGUGUGUGUGUGUGUGUGUGUGUGUGUGUUAAUAUGCUUAGCAAAGGUUUGUAAGUGUACUAGUUUUUUUUUCUUUAGGCUUGUAUGGAAAGAGUUUACCAGAGAAUGUCUGAUUUAAGAAGGAAACUGUGAUUCAGAGUGAUUACGUGGUUAACGUGAAGAAUGGACUGUGCACUUUGUGUUUGGGGAGGGGUCUUCUUAAUACUUAAGCUCUUAAUAUCGAAGGAUGACGGAGGGCGAGCCGCUGCCUUCCUUCCUGUCCUCACGAAAAAUGUGCUGGCUUUGGUUUUCACAGCCUGCCUUUGCGUGAGCCAAAGACCUCCUCCUGUUUCUCUCUAUUUUCCUUCAGGACUUUUUUCUCCCCCCUCUUCAGCUGCGUUGUCUGUUGCCGGUUUUUUUGUCGGCUGCGUUUCCCAUGAGGCACUUUUGACUGACUCCCUCGCAGCCAAUCCACUACCCGCUGCUGCCUCUAGCGACAUCAAACAUUAGUCCUUGUGUUGUACUCGUGUACCGUUUUCUGUUAAUGACCCUUUCUGUAUUUGAGUCGCAUGGCAGGACACGAAUUUCGUUUGCGCAAUAUUUGGAGUGACAGUUUGGGAAUUUUUCUUUCAGCCGAGGAGAGAAGCCGAUUUUGUUUUACAUUUCCAAAUGAAGUGCCUUGCAUUCCCAGAAUGUCAGCGUCACUGACAGGUAAAUCUUAAUCGGGCAUCCAUGCUAUAUACGGUGCAGUAGUACAUUUAUCCACUUGCCUUGUAACCCAGUUUCAGCAUAAAUGAGAUGCUCUCCUUACUUAUUCAUAUAGUCAGGGACUGGGCUGCAUGGCCCCCCCAGGAGGAGCACCGGCUUUGAACGGCCUCCCAGUUUGUAGAAGGGGCUGCUUCAUUUGCCCUUUUAAAAUCAAGCGCUCGUCGAAAGGCCAAAUGCUUCAAGACUUGUUAUCCCUGAGCGAUGUCUAAAAUAGAGUUGUAAAUCAGCCCCCCCCACCAAAUCUUCCUCGGUGCCUCCAUGUUCUUGCAUCUGGAGCACCAGAACUUGGUCACUUUUAUAAUGUCAGUAGAGCAGUUAAGAUCUGAGGCGCAGUGACGGCCAGUACAGCCUGCAGCCCCUGAAGCAGAAUCCACUGCCCUAAACCGACUGUAUCCUGGGCCAGGGGUUGGACGUCCGGCUGCUGGAUAAUCUCCUGAUAACCAAGUCGUGAUCCCCCAGCUCUUAGACUUGUGUGCCCAUGCAUGCAGUUCCUUGAAGGUAACAGGUAGUCCGGUUAAGAAAUGAAAAUGACAAGUUAAACACGAUCCACUUUUAUCUCCGGUGCUUCAAGCUCUUCUCUCCUCUGUUUAAUGUGUCUGUUCAGACUCAACAGUGUGUGUGUGUGUGUGUGUGUGUGUGUCUCUAUGACAUUAAUAGCUGGUGACCUGGGAACGCCUGUUCUGUAUCACUCCUGACUUGCAUUGUGAAUCGUAGGAAAACUGCAUAAAGGAAUGAGGUUUUCACUUUAACUUCUGGCCAGAAUUAAAUAAGAGAUUUCAAUUCACCCAUUCCUGACCAGUUCACCUUUUGUAUGCAAGCACCAUGUUAAAUCCUUUGUGGAGAUCUCUGUACAGAUCGUAAGCACCGUGUGUAGCUCUGCGAUUAACGGAUGACCUUUCCUUCUCAAGCUUCUCUUUAUAUUCCAAGAAGAAACUGUUUCUGUUGAACGUCACGACAUGAAUUUUGUAAACCGAUGUCCACUUGGAAAUGUUUUUAUGCUAUUGUUGAAAACGGGCCCACGCUGUGGCCGCGUUUUUUUUUUAGCAUGAGUAUUUUUAAAAUGAGGUUAUGUAUUAGAAUUGUUUUUUUUUUUUUUUUUGGUAGCGUAAACCACUUUUAUAACUGUUUGUAUUUAUUCCAGCAUUUUUCUUGAAAGUGAAAAAUAAACGUGCUUUUUGGAAAUAGAA
Messenger RNA from Brienomyrus brachyistius, 3633 nucleotides. It is a transcript of the gene tmem51a, whose product is annotated as transmembrane protein 51a. The coding region runs from base 315 to 1064 and encodes 249 amino acids. NCBI's taxonomy places the organism in Eukaryota, Metazoa, Chordata, Actinopteri, Osteoglossiformes, Mormyridae. The transcript is spliced from 3 exons. The record is from RefSeq and is a predicted model, not a curated record.